Messenger RNA from Hibiscus syriacus, 2990 nucleotides. Its product is annotated as phospholipase D delta-like. Gene Ontology annotation, biological process: phosphatidylcholine metabolic process; phospholipid catabolic process. The record is from RefSeq and is a predicted model, not a curated record. Lineage: Eukaryota; Viridiplantae; Streptophyta; Magnoliopsida; Malvales; Malvaceae. Gene Ontology annotation, molecular function: calcium ion binding; D-type glycerophospholipase activity. Gene Ontology annotation, cellular component: plasma membrane. The transcript has 10 exons. Bases 1 to 2526 code for a protein of 841 amino acids.
AUGUCGGACCAGAAUGUCCUGGAGUCCGUUGAAUGUCUGCAUGGUGAUCUUGAGUUGAAAAUCAUCGAAGCUCGAGGCUUGCCGACCAUGGAUUUACUGUCGGACCGUCUUCGACGAUGCUUUACGUCAUUCGACCCUUUUAGUAAACGAAAGAAGAAUAUUCACCCCCGGAAGAUAGUCACCAGCGACCCUUACGUAACGGCUUGCCUAGCCGGUGCCACGGUGGCACGUACGCGCGUGAUUUCGAACUCUCAACAUCCCGUUUGGAACGAGCGAUUCAAAAUCCCCCUGGCUCACCCAGCUAACCAGUUCGAGUUUUACAUCAAGGAUAACGUCGUGUUCGGCGCUGAUUUGAUAGGAGUGACCACCGUGCCCGCAGCUGAUAUCCUCCCCGGCGAAAUGAUUAGCGGUUGGUUUCCUAUAAUAAGCUCUUACGGGAGACCGCCAAAAUCCGACUGCGCCCUUCACCUGGAAUUGAAAUUCACCAAAUGCGAGGAAAUGCCACUUUUCAAAUAUGGAAACGCGGCAAACCCGAACGAAUACGGGAUCGCAAACUGUUAUUUCCCCGCCCGGCACGGAGGUUCAAUUACUUUGUACCAAGACGCGCACGUUAUGCCAUCAAUGUUGCCGGAGAUUGAGCUGGAGAACGGGACCGUUUUCAAGCACGAACCGUGUUGGGAAGACAUUUGCCAUGCAAUUUUAGAAGCGCAUCACAUGGUUUACAUCACGGGAUGGUCCGUUUUUCACGAGGUGAAGCUUGUAAGAGAGCAGAUGAGGCCGUUGCCUAAAGGUGGGGAUUUGAGACUGGGGGAUUUGCUUAAAUACAAAUCGGAAGAAGGGGUUAAAGUUCUGGUGUUGGUUUGGGACGACAAGACUUCCCAUAGCAAGUUCUUCAUCAACACCGCGGGAGUGAUGCAAACACAUGAUGAAGAAACACGGAGGUUCUUCAAGCACUCUUCUGUUACAUGUGUGCUGUCCCCUCGAUAUGCCAGCAGUAAGCUUAGCAUUUUCAAGCAACAGGUUGUUGGAACCUUCUUUACACACCAUCAGAAAUGUGUAAUCGUGGAUUCAUUGGCAUCUGGAAAUAAUCGAAAGAUCACUGCUUUUUUAGGAGGUCUGGACCUGUGUGAUGGGCGUUAUGAUACACCCGAACAUCGACUGUUUCGGGGCCUUAAUACGGUGUUCAGAGAGGAUUUUCACAACCCCACAUUUUCUGCAGGAAUUAAAUGCCCAAGAGAACCAUGGCAUGAUUUACAUUGUAAGGUUGAAGGACCUGCUGCUUAUGAUGUCCUUAAGAACUUUGAGCAGCGUUGGAGGAAAGCUAAAAAAUGGGCUGAGAUCGGACGACGAUUGAAAAGGGGUAGCAAGAAUGAAGAUUCUUUAUUGAAGUUGGAUCGAAUUUCUUGGAUACUAAGUCCUUCUGAGGGAAUCUCACAGGACGAUCCUUCAUUGUGGGUUUGCAGUGAAGGAGAUCCGGAGAAUUGGAACGUCCAGGUUUUCCGGUCUAUAGAUUCAGGAUCUGUGAAAGGGUUCCCUAAGGAUGUUUAUCAAGCAGAUGCUGAGAAUCUUGUUUGUGCAAAAAAUCUGGUUAUAGACAAGAGCAUUCAAACAGCAUACAUCCAGGCAAUUCGAUCCGCUCAACACUUCAUAUACAUUGAGAACCAGUAUUUCAUUGGAUCAUCAUACGCUUGGCCGGCUUACAAAGCAGGUGCUGAUAAUUUGAUUCCCAUGGAAUUGGCAUUGAAGAUUGCUAGUAAGAUAAGGGCAAAAGAGAGAUUUGCAGUUUAUGUUGUGGUGCCAAUGUGGCCUGAGGGUGUCCCUACUUCAACAUCUGUGCAAGAAAUUCUCUUUUGGCAGGGUCAGACAUUUAAAAUGAUGUAUGGAAUCGUAGGAAAAGAGUUGAAAUCUAUGGAAAUGGAGGAUUCUCAUCCACAAGACUACCUAAACUUCUACUGCCUCGGUAAUCGAGAAGAACUUCCCUCGGACUACUCUUGGUCACGUUCAUGCUUGUUAUCGCCUACUGGUGACACGAUUUCAACUUCACUACGGUUCCAACGGUUUAUGAUUUAUGUACACGCAAAGGGAAUGAUAGUAGAUGACGAGUAUGUGAUAUUGGGGUCUGCCAAUAUCAAUCAACGAUCGAUGGCUGGUUCGAGAGACACCGAGAUAGCAAUAGGUGCAUGUCAACCCCGUUACACAUGGAAAGAGAGUAAGAAACAUCCGCGUGGUCAGGUUUAUGGGUACAGAAUGUCACUGUGGGCUGAACACAUGCACAUGAUGAAGGAUUUGUUUGAGGAACCUGAAAGUUUGGAGUGUGUGAAGACUGUGAACAGCAUUGCUGAAGAAAACUGGGAAAGGUACUCGGGCAACGAGUUUAAGCAUUUACAGGGGCACCUGCUGAAAUACCCCAUUUCGGUAACUAGAAGUGGUAAAGUAGGUGGUUUGCCCGGACACGAGAACUUUCCGGAUGUUGGUGGCAAGGUCCUUGGAUGUCGAUCGACACUUCCUGAUGCUCUAACUACGUAGAAUUCCACAUUUUUGGUACGAGUACCGAAACCGGCAUCGAAGAAGUGGGAGACAAGGGUGGGGCAACUCAACUACUUCGUACAAAAUAUGGUGCAGACUACGCUAGGCAUCCUCGUGUUAACAUACCGACUGACCUGUCUCAUGGUUAUUAAACAGUAAAUCUGUACUAUUUCGCUUAAAUAUUAGCAAUUCUAACACCUUUAGCUUUAGGCCAAAGUUUUCAUUGAGGAAGAGGGCUGCCCCGUUUAUACAGCCAUCAACAAAUUGAGAAAAGAGACAGUAAGCCAACUAUCUCUGAUCCAAUGGCACACACUGUUCCUUUGUCCUUUCUUUUUGGGACAACUUGUUAGCUUCGAGAAUAUUGAGAUUGUUUGUUUCCCAGGAAAAUUGAAGUGGGAAAACAAUUUAAAUCAUCUUACAACCAAAUGUACACGAAUUCAAAGUGAAUGAAAGAGAUAUUAAGA